Molecule: messenger RNA, 4243 nt
Organism: Vombatus ursinus (common wombat)
Lineage: Eukaryota; Metazoa; Chordata; Mammalia; Diprotodontia; Vombatidae
Gene: SPIB
Product: Spi-B transcription factor
Exons: 18
Coding region: 597-2849 (750 amino acids)
Biological process (GO): regulation of transcription by RNA polymerase II; cell differentiation; DNA replication proofreading
Cellular component (GO): nucleus; delta DNA polymerase complex
Molecular function (GO): nucleotide binding; DNA-directed DNA polymerase activity; 3'-5'-DNA exonuclease activity
Source: RefSeq, a predicted model, not a curated record
UGUCCUCCAUCCUUGGGUUCUAGCCUCCAUCCGUAUUCAUCUUCAUCCCCAGAUUCCAGGAUCCAUCCCUCUGUCUUUUCCUAUCACAAGGCUCCAUCUUCCAUCUAGGUUUUGGCCUUCGUGUUUCUUCUCUCAUUCUGGCAUGUGGAGGACUCUGACCUCCAUAUUCUGUCCCUCAUCCCAUUAUGGCACCCAAGGAUUCCAUGUCCCUUCUCCAGACCUGACGCCCGCCUCCCUCUGUUCUCAUGCCUGUUACGGUGCCUGUUCCGGUCUUUCUGUCCUCGUCUCUCUUCCAGCGGACAGGGUGGCUCAAUGAGUAGGGCUGUGGCUGGUUUGUGGGGAGCUCUGGGUUCUCGUUCUGUUUUGUGCACUGGGCCAUCUCUGGCAGGUCGCUCCUCUGGCCUGCCAUGGGGUGGCACGAAUGGGAUUCCUGUCAUCCCAGGCUCUCCUCCUCUGUGAGUGUCUCCUCAGCUUCUCUCUCUCUUCCUUGUCUCCUCAUUCCUCCCAGUCCCCACCUCCUUCCAUCCCCUAACUCUUCACCUCCCACCCCGCGUUCCCCAUCCCUUCUCUCCUAGGCGGUACGUGAGGGCCUCGUGAUGCCGGUGGUGAAGACUGAGGGGGCUGAGGAUUUCACCGGAGCCACAGUGAUUGAGCCCCUGAAAGGGUACUACGAUGUCCCCAUCGCGACCCUGGACUUCUCCUCCCUGUACCCGUCCAUCAUGAUGGCCCACAACCUGUGCUACACAACGCUGCUGAGGCCAGGGGCUGCCCAGAAGCUGGGCCUGACCUCUGACGAGUUCAUAAAGACCCCGACGGGGAAUGAGUUUGUGAAGGCGUCUGUGAGGAAGGGGCUUCUGCCUCAGAUCUUGGAGAACCUGCUCAGUGCCCGGAAGAGGGCCAAGGCAGAGCUGGCCAGAGAAACCGAUCCCCUGCGGCGGCAGGUCCUGGACGGACGUCAGUUGGCGCUGAAGAUCAGCGCCAACUCUGUCUACGGCUUCACCGGAGCCCAGGUUGGGAAGCUGCCCUGUGUGGAGAUCUCUCAGAGUGUCACUGGCUUUGGGCGACAGAUGAUCGAGAAGACCAAACAGCUGGUGGAGUCCAAGUACACCGUGGAGAAUGGGUACAGCGCCGACGCCAAGGUGGUGUACGGAGACACAGACUCAGUGAUGUGCCGCUUCGGGGUCCCCUCGGUGGCGGAGGCCAUGGCGCUGGGCCGAGAGGCCGCAGACUGGGUGUCCAGCCACUUCAUCUCGCCCAUCCGGCUGGAGUUCGAGAAGGUCUAUUUCCCAUACCUGCUCAUCAGCAAGAAGCGCUACGCGGGCCUGCUCUUCUCCUCGCGCUCCGACUCUCACGACAAGAUGGAUUGUAAAGGGCUGGAAGCCGUCCGCCGCGACAACUGCCCUCUGGUGGCCAACCUGGUCACGUCUUCGCUGCGGCGCCUGCUCAUUGACAGGGACCCCUCUGGCGCGGUGGCCCACGCCCAGGACGUCAUCUCGGACCUCCUCUGCAACCGGAUCGACAUCUCGCAGCUGGUCAUCACCAAGGAGCUGACCAGGGCCGCCGCUGACUACGCGGGGAGGCAGGCCCACGUCGAACUGGCCGAGAGGAUGAGGAAACGGGACCCCGGCAGUGCCCCCAGCCUGGGGGACCGAGUGCCCUAUGUCAUCAUCAGCGCCGCCAAGGGCGUUGCGGCCUACAUGAAGUCAGAGGACCCCCUGUUUGUGCUGGAGCACAGCCUGCCCAUUGACACGCAGUACUACCUGGAGCAGCAGCUGGCGAAACCCCUGCUGAGGAUCUUUGAGCCCAUCCUGGGCGAGGGCCGGGCUGAGGCCGUGCUGCUGCGCGGUGAGCACACUCGCUGUAAGACGGUGCUGACGGCCAAGGUCGGGGGGCUUCUCGCCUUCGCCACACGCAGGAGCAGCUGCAUUGGUUGUCGGGCUGUCCUCAGCCACCAUGGAGCUGUGUGCAAAUUCUGCCUUCCCCGGGAGUCUGAGCUGUACCAGAAAGAGGUGGCGCACCUGGGCGCCCUUGAGGAGCGGUUCUCCCGCCUCUGGACGCAAUGCCAGCGCUGCCAGGGCAGUCUGCAUGAGGACGUGCUCUGUACCAGGUUGGAGGAUUCGCACUUUUCUUGCCAGUACUCAGAUGGAGUCUUCUACGAUCUGGACAGCAGCAAACACCCCGGCUACGUGGACCCCGAAGGCAUGGUGGACUCCCUGUGGGGCUGGACAGAGCCACCGCCCAGCCUGGCCACUGCCUAUGAGCCCUUCGACCCCUCGGCAGCCUCACUUGGCCAACUCCAGGGUCUUCAACUCUCCUACCUGCCUGUCAGCUAUGGCCCCAUUGGGCAGCUGGAGCCGGCCCCGGGCCCAGGGCUCAGCACCUACCCGGAGGAGGAUUUUGGAGGCCAGCCCCUGGCCUCAUUUACCCAGUUCCCCAGUCCUGGCUUAUCUGAGGACGAGGAGUUCCCAGGGGAUAGCCCAGCCCUGGAGGUGUCUGACAGUGAGUCGGAUGAGGUCCCGGCAGCUGGAGGGGAAGGGACAGGAGCCGAUGCAGGUGCCCGGAAGAAGCUCCGUCUCUACCAGUUCUUGCUGGGGCUGCUGACCCGCGGGGACAUGCGGGAGUGCGUGUGGUGGGUAGAACCCGGGGCCGGCGUCUUCCAGUUCUCGUCCAAGCACAAGGAGGCCCUGGCCAGGCGCUGGGGCCAGCAGAAAGGCAACCGCAAGCGGAUGACCUACCAGAAACUGGCCCGGGCCCUCCGCAACUACGCCAAGACCGGAGAGAUCCGCAAGGUCAAGAGGAAACUCACGUACCAGUUUGACAGCACCCUGCUGACCCCCCGGCGGGCGUGAGGGCCCCGGCCGCGGGGGGACGGCUGUCUCGGGCCCCGAGGCGUCUCAGAGAUCCCCCUGCUGUCGCCAAGAGUGCCUUGGGGUGCCCUGUCCCUCCGAGUUCAGAGCCUGUGAAGGCUCCCCAUCAGAAGGCACACCCUGUCUGGGGCUGUCUUAGGGCCUCAGGCAUCCCUGGCCUAGGAUGAUUCCAGCGCUAGCUUCUUGGGAAUGGGUCCCCUGGCAGUCUGUAGCCCUUGCCCCUUUUCCUGACCCGGGCCGGGGGUCAGGAGGAUCCAGCCCCGACAUGCCCUGUGACUUUGGGGGAGAUGGGCCUCGAGUCCUUAGCUGUAAACACAAGGGACUGCAGCCUCCAACUGCUAAGGGCCCAGUGGUCCAGGCCCCUUCCCGCCUGAGCGGAUGCCGGCUCGGACCGUGCUGCCCUGCCUGGGUGACCCCCUCUCCACCAGAGCUCCGGACUAAGUCACCAGGCCUAGGGAAAUCAAAGGCAUCAGCACAGCCAAGGGUCUGCCGAGGGCUCAGACAUAGAUUUUGGACUGGGGGGAACCAUAUAGCACUGGAAAAGAGGGAGAGAAAUGUGGGACCAAGGGUCCCAGGCUCUGGUCAAAACCUGGUUUCAGAUCCUGGCCCCCUCAAUGGCUGCCUGGGUAACCUACUCUGGCCCUUGUCUCUCUCUAAGCUGUGUGACCUUGGCCGUGCCUCAGUUCCCCCAUGUGUAAAAAGAGGGGGUUUCCCCCGGAAUGAUCCCUAAGGUCUCUCUGGCUUUUUCCUUCGGUGACAUUUCAGACCUGGCCCUGACUCAUUGUGCAAUCUUGAGUGUGUUGUCCCUUCUGGGCCUCAGUUUCUCCCUGAGGGAGUUUGACCAGAUGACCCCCAAGGUUCUGUCUGGCUUGGAGGUUGUAUACUGGGAUCUGAAGGGUUCUGGGGAUUCCCAAAGUGGUACGGGCGCCCUCUGAAGUACUGAGUGCCCUUUCCCUGGACGAUGGGGUUUAUUGUCAUCUGGGCCUCUGGGAGUCCUUCCAAGUCUGAGGCCCUGGGACCCCUGCCCACUGGAGCUUUCUCUGAGGUGGGGUGGUUCCCCACAAUCCUCCUCAGCUGGUUCCGGGGCCAUUCUCCCUCAGUGCCCCCUAGGUCUCCUCCCUACCUGUCACCUGGAGAGGGGAUGGGUCAGGGGUGUACAGAGGGGCCCAGAAUCCUUUGGGCUUAGGAGAGCCUGGCCUCAGAGUCCAUUGCAGGGAAGCCAGGAAGACUUAGGCUGGGCCCCUGACCUCCAAAGCGGAGUCCAUCCCUCCCCACCAAGAAACCAAGCUCCCUGCCCCUUCCUGCCAGGGACCUCGGGGUCAUGUCUCACCUUACAAAGUAAUGAAUUCUGCAAAUAAAAGAUGAACACACGCCAA